GGUCGGUCCUGUGCCAGCAAGAUGAGUUCCCAGAAACUGCAAGUGCUCGUCCUGGGUGUGGGCCUGGUCGGAAAACAGGUCAUCCAUCAGCUGCUCAGCGACUUACCAACCCAUCUUGCAUCCCAAUUCUCAAUCGUCUGGCUGGCCAACUCGAAGCAACGCCUCCAUGUCGCAGCCGGGCUCACAGGCACAGCAGAGGACGCGCUCUCCCAGCUCAGCAAGACAGAGCCUCACGGGCUGAGCCUGAGCAAGGUGAUUGAAGAAAUCGUCGAACUCGCAGAGGGCUCGCGAGGCAAGUACCUUUUCGUCGACAAUACUUCGUCGCAAGACGUCGCCAAUCUGUACCCGACCCUCGUCGGUGCGGGCAUCCAUCUCGUCACGCCCAGCAAGAAGGCAUUCUCGUCCAGUGCAACGCUGUACGCCGACAUCUUCAGAGCUGCCACGCAGUCCAAGGCGAUCGUGCUACGAGAGGCAACAGUGGGCGCGGGUCUGCCCAUCAUCUCUACACUCGAUGACCUCAUCAACACCGGCGACACCAUCCUCAAGAUCGAAGGCGUCCUCUCAGGCACACUCUCUUUCCUCUUCAACGAGUACAGUCAACCCAAGCCGACGACGACGACGACGACGACGACGACGCCAUUCAGUCAGAUCCUCAGGGGUGCCAAAGAAGCAGGUUACACCGAGCCGCAUCCGGGCGACGAUCUCAAUGGAUCAGACGUAGCCCGAAAGCUCACCAUCCUAGCAAGAAUGAUUCCCAGCCUGUCAAACUCUGAUCUGCUCAAAGAGGGAUUCCUCUCCGUCCCUACCCAGUCGCUCGUUCCUGCAGCUCUGCAAGACAUACAGGACGGCUCAGACUUUGUGCAGAAGCUGCCCGACUUCGAUGCCGACUUUGCCAAGCAAAACAAGGAAGCAGCACAAGCCGGCUGCGUUCUGCGCUACGUCGGCGUCCUCGAUCCACAGUCGGGUCAUAUCAAAGCAGGCCUAGAGAGAUAUCCUUUCGAUCAUCCCUUUGCUUCAUCGCUCUCGGGAUCCGACAACAUCAUCUCCUUCACCACCAAGCGAUACAGCCCAAACCCGCUCAUCAUCCAAGGCGCGGGUGCAGGUGCCGCCGUCACCGCCAUGGGCGUCGUCGCCAACGCCAUCAAGAUUGCGCAGAUCGUAUUGCCUCUGUAGGGAGAUCUGUUCACCGGC
Molecule: messenger RNA, 1191 nt
Organism: Mixia osmundae IAM 14324
Lineage: Eukaryota; Fungi; Basidiomycota; Mixiomycetes; Mixiales; Mixiaceae
Exons: 3
Coding region: 22-1173 (383 amino acids)
Biological process (GO): aspartate family amino acid biosynthetic process; L-homoserine biosynthetic process
Molecular function (GO): homoserine dehydrogenase activity; aspartate kinase activity; NADP binding
Source: RefSeq, a predicted model, not a curated record